CUUUGUAAUUUGUAUCUGUUUAGUCUUAGUACUCUUAGUCUAGAUUCUAGAUUAUCUCUAGUAACUCUAGUCAAGAUCUAGACAUAAGUUAAACUAAAGCUUUAUAUUUUGUAUUAAAUUAUACUAUUAUAGUGGUUGGCCUGAAGAGAAAAUUACAUUCUAUAGUAAUGGAAGGAAUCGAGGAGUGUGAAGAUUCAUCAGAUCAUUGUAGCUCAUCAUCACUGAGUGCAGUCAAAUCUAAACAAGAUAUUAACAUUGCAGCACAAACAUCUGUAACUAAGAAUAUUAGUACUGUUGGCAUCUCUUGUGGUAGUAAGGAAGCCUCACAGAAAAUCAAGACCACUCAUAAGUCUCAAACACCACGCAAGGGACAGCAUAACAAGUCACCAUCAAAAAGUUUGAAACGAACACCAAAAAAAAACCUUUUAAAAAUCAAAGCUUCAUUUACUACACCUAAGAAAAGGCACAUGUCAGAUGACAAUGCCUCAAAUGAGUUUCCAUCAAAGAGGUUGAAGAAGAAUGAUGAUAACCAGAUGGAUAAUAGAGAGGAAGGUUUGAAGGUUGAAGAUGAUGAGAAAGAUGGAAACUUAAAUGUUGAUGUAGCUCUAGAGGAGAAAGCUGAUAAAAUUAAAAUGAAUGCAAAAAAUGUUAAGUCAGUCAUACAUCAUGUUUUGACUAACGAGCAUGUGAUGAGUAUGUUCAAAAGUGUUCUGGAUUUAGAAAGUUCUGAGAGUGUUCAAAAGAAUUCUGAAACCCCCAAGAAAUGUUUCACACCAGAUAAAUUAGAGUGUGUACCCAAGCUGACAAGAGCUAAAGUGAAAGACAUAUUGGAGAAAGUCUGUGUUCCAUCCCCAAUCAAAUCAGUCAAAGAUGGUCCUAGCAUAUUAGAUGUAGAAUUUGCAGAGGAAGAAGAUGAUGAUGAAUACAACCCAGAGAAAGAUGAAGAGUGUCAUGAAAGUGAUGAUGAUGAAAGUAUGGUGUCUUCUCAAGUCAGUGACUUUGGAUCUCCUUGCCCAGCAACACCCUCUACCCCUAUCACUAGGAAUACUCUUGAAGAAUCAACAUCAACAACACCAGUCCAACCAGCUCAAGGUGAACUAUUACAACUGGGAACCCCAAGGAAUUUAGUUUCAGAAUUUAACAAGAGUGUUAAUCCCAGCACUGAGCAAGAGGUUGACACCAUUGCAUUGAGAACAAGGUCCAAAUUGCCUUUAACCAGUACAUCUAUCACUGAGAUUGAAAGUGCAUUUGUAGCACCAGAUAUCACUCCAGAUUUGUAUGACAAUACUUAUGAGGAUGCUGACUGGGCCCAGUUUCUUUCUUCUCUUUGUAAACCUACAGUAGAUGAAACAAUCACUGAUGAUGAUGCUGAUGCCAAUGAUCCUGAGUUUAAUUAUAUUGCUGAGGCAGAAAGGGAGAAACCAGACAUGGAAGAUUUUAGAUUUGAUAAACCCACUCAGAUUACUAAGAAAGAGCUAACUUCUCUAUUGAAUGAACUCAAUGACAUGUUUGAGGAUGAGCUGUUGCCUCACCAGGUUGUGGCCAGUGUUCCUGACAUGAGUGGCCAUUUACAAGAAUUCAGAUGCACUUCAUCAUCUGUUUUUACUGAAUUUAAAGCACCUCAGCCUGUCUCGAUGCAUCAAAAUGUAGGUACAAACCAGCCUGGACAACAUGAAGCAUCAUUCACUUAUGAAGUGAAUCAGACGUUUGUGCAAAAUGAUCAUCAUCAGCAGCAAUAUAAUGUUGUGGAGUACAAUGACACUGUAUGUAGCCAAGAAGUGGAAAGUUUGUUUACCCCAGGACAAUUAGCUCUGUUAGAAGAUAAUUUGAGAAAGCAUGUUCAACUUUUGAUUCAAAGCUUUAUAUUAUUUCAAGGUCAAGAGUUUCAAAUUGAGCAUGCAACUUCUCCACAAGCUAUGCUGUUUGAGCUAGAAAAGUUUCGACUUGACUCUUCUUCUGGUCAAGGAUCUAUUUAUAAUGUUUGUAAUCUGAAUCCUGCAAUAGAACUUCUAAAAGACAAGUCUUUAUUUUUGCCUGACAAGCCUGGCCUAGAAAAACCAAGUGUUAUACAAUGGAAACCAGAAGUACGAUGCACUUUGACUGAAUUGCAACAAAAAGCUGUUUAUAACAGUACAGCCUUUAUCUAUCCCUCAUUUCUGCCAACUUUGAAAAAAGGAAAAAAUAAAACUGAUAGAAAGUAUAACAAAUUUCUGCCAAGCGAAGACAAUCUGAUCGCAUUAGGCCUGGAACAGUUUCAGUAUUGUAGGAAUGUUAAUCCAGUUGAGCUGAUUCAUAAAUAUCUAAUAAGAGGAAAAAAUGCCAACCAGAUUCACUUUCGUAUACAAUUCAUGUCCUCUCCAAAAGUUGGAGAUAAUCCUAUCAAGAGUGUGAAAAAAACAGGAAAACUUCCAGAUGAUUUUCCUACUCCUGUUGUGGAUGAAUAUUGUCCAGUGGCUCCUAAAGAUCAGAUCUCAGAUAAUUUGCCCAUGUGGUGUUUGACUUUAAAAAAGACAGCUGAUCUGACCCUGAAAAAAUGUCAGUCAUUUGUGUCGCAAAGUCCUGGUGCCAACUCAAAAUCAAAGCGGAGAUCAAAUAUGACUAGAUUAACUUCUGGAGCUCGAUCACUAGAAGAUAGCAGAACUCAAACAUUACCAACCAUCAUUCUUCCCAAUUCCAUGCCACCAGUCUCUGGGAUCUUCAUUCAGUUUGGGACAUCAGCACAUGUUGCAUCAAACCAGAUGUUGUGCCCUUCUCCAUUUCCAGCCAUUGCUCAGAACAUUGUAGCCCAAGCCAAUUGGGACUCAAAUUCUUGUGGCUCAAGUUCUCAGAAGGCAUUUAACUCCACUCCAUCACAGAUGGAGCUCUGCUUGAAACCUGCUGUGGAGAAACACAAAGACAAAAUAUCUGAUGAAGAGUUGAGGCCUGCAAAUGUCAGCCCUUCUUCCCCUGAUGUAUUGGCCAAGACAAUGUUGUCUUGUGGGAUACAAGAGUCACCUGAUCUCUCUCAGUCAACGAGCUCAGUAGAGCCUUUUAUCACAUCAACUCCUUACCAGACAAUAACAAAACAUCCCAUUGUGAGGAACCUUACUACUGCUUUUGAUGCUGCUCAUACUGCAUCCCAGAAAAGUAAUUCAGAUGCUAAUUCUAUUGCACAAGCACCUGUAGUGUCAGAGGCUGGAAAUAAUCUUAGUCAUCUGGAAAAUAGUAGGUCCCAGAGUCAAUCAGACAAAGACGCUACAUUAAAAGCUUGUCGCCCAGGUGUUACUACCUCAUUACACCUGUUAAGUGACAGUGUAUCUGAUCAUGAAAUGAAUCUAGUUAUAGAAGAAUCUGAUAAUCCAUCAUCCUCACAAAAGAAUACUUUGCUUGAAACAUAUGGAAAGGCCUUCUCUAGUGGAACCACUGAGUCUGUUUCAAAUGAUUUGCCUCAUCCAAUACAGUUAAAUGAUAAUAAGGAAGAAAAAUCAGUUUCUUCAGAAAAUUAUAACAUGACUUCUAAAUCAGGGGAGAUUAAUCAAAGUGAUUUUGUUUUUCUAAAUCAGAGUUCACCUACUUCCAAAAAUUGUGCCAAAAAAGAAAAUUCUAGAAGAAAGUCAGUGAAGUGCAGCAAAAAACAAGAAACUGUAAAUAAAAUAACCCAACCUCGUGUCAGUAAUCAAAUUGUGUCUCACAGCACCACAUCUCUGAAAGACUUAGAAGCAAAAACUCCAACAAAACUGAGGUCCUUAGCCCCCAAACCUGACACACCAUCUACAUCAUACACACCUUUACCAAAAAUGAGCCCUAGAAGAAAAGAACUUAACAAACAGGUAAGGCAGAUACUACCGAAGUCAUUUGUCUUUGAGGCCAAGUCCCCAUCACCAACCAAAGCGGCAGCUCUCUUGCUCAAGAAGAAAGCUACUAUGUUGUGUCAUCACCAAAGAAGUCCUGUUAAAAUUUUGCCGAAAUCACCCCAACCCAUUGAGUUAGCAAGUAGCAGGCCACGGGUUAUUUUAACACCUUCCCGGAUGUACACUAGGUCACAGCAUGUUAAAACCAAAAAUCCAGUAUCAACUGAAAUUUGUCAAGAGGAUGUUCUGGUAGAAAAGUGUCAAGAAGUUGUUAGAAAUGAAGUGAAUGAAGCAGAAGAUCUGAAUUUGUCUCAGGAGGAAGAAGAGGAAGAUGAGGCUUUUGGUGAGGAUGACCAGAUUCAGCUGGAAGACCUGAUGGCUGCUAGUACCACUAUACGAUAUGAUCCUAAGAAAGGGAAUAGCAUGGACUCUGACACAAAGACAAAAUCACAGAGAAGAAAAGAUGUUUGCUUGGCUAUGUUGGAUUCUGAUUUGAUUGAACGAGACCCUAAGAAAGAUGAACGGGACACUGCUUAUGCACAGAUUUACUUCAAUAGUGUGAAGGAAGUUCUGAAGGAUGAUCCGGAACGCUUCAGAAAAUUUCUAUUUCUACUUCACAGUCAGAAUAAAGAUCACUGUAAUCCUAUUGAGUUGUAUGCUGAUUUGGCCAUCCUGUUAUCUGACCAUCAAGAUCUAGUGGAUGAUUUUGCUGGAUUCCUUUUGGCUUUCCAAGCUGUUGAGUGUCAGUGUUUUGUAUCCAGUCUUGAAUACCAACAAAUCCGUAGCUUCUUAAGGCAAUUAGAGAUUUACUGUGACACAUCAACCAUAACAUUUCAAAGGACUCUGAAGAUGAUGUCCAAAUGGUUAUCAAUCAAUCAGGAUGCACAUAUUGAUACAACUCCAUUCAAAGACAGAAUAACUUCAGUAUUGCGCCAUGUACCAGGCCUUAUGGAUGAUCUGCUGGCAUAUUUUUUUGAUGGCCCAAUGCCUGAGUGCCAUCCUGAUGACUUUGAGCAUGUCACCCUUGAUGAGGUCUACGAUGUUGGAGAUACAGAUAAGUUUGAGGAAGUUACCUUACCUGAGGGAAGGGAAAACUACAACACAAAAUUGUGUACAUGUAAAUGUCAUGAGGAAUCACGAGAUGAAAAGUUUGUGAAGAGAAGGAAGCAUUGUGUGUCCUGCAGUCUGAAGAUGUUUGAAGGGAAGCCAAUAUUAAAGAUGUACCAUCACACUGACUACCAUGAUGUUUCCAUUAUUUAUCCACUGGAAGAAAAAGAGAAGCUGAGGAAAGCUAAAAAGGAAGCAGCCUUGAUUGCUUUAGCUAAAGCUAGAGCUCAGAGGCAGCAGAAGAAAAAAAAUAAAAAGAAAUUGAGCAAAAUAAAGGCUGUGGAGACCAAAAGAAAAAAGAAAAUAAAAAAACGUAAAAGUCAUAAGGUUAGUAUUUCAGAAAAAUAUGCAUUCACUAGUUCUGAUUCAAAAAACCCAGAAGAUAGUGUUGCACAGACUUUAGCAGAUUCUGGGAAGAAGGAGGCAAAAGAAAAUAAAGAAGAAUCUGUGAUGAAUAAGUGUGACAAUGCACCUGUACUAAUCCCAUCCAAAGAAAGUGAUGGUAUGUCAGAUAGUCCUGCCAGCAAUUUGAUCAGAUCUACUUAUACCAAUAUAUUCAUGCCAUCAGCAACAUCAUCCCCCAUCAACAUUAAGAGCUCAAGCUCUUCAAGUACAUCUCAUACAAGCAGCAUAGCAGACUCCAUAUCACAUGCCAACUUAAACAGCUUGACUGAAACAGUACCAUUAGUUGUUAGUGACUCAACAACUGCUGACAAGCCAUGCCCAGGAAGCUCAUCUAAUGUAACUCUGGAUAAUGAAAUUCAGAACCCUUCUCAUCAAUCUGAAAACACAAAACAACCUCCCACUAGGACUAAAUCUAGUACCAGAGUGUCUAAAACCAAAAGAUCUAAGACAUCCACAGUUGCCUUGCAACCAGAACCAAUAACACCAAUGGCUAAUCCACAUCUACCUGCCAGUAUGCUUCAGCCAAUUUCUUUAAUUCCACCCAUAACAAACUCAACUGUGAGAUUCCCUACUCCUGUUGCACAUCAUCCUAGUAUUUCCACCACACCAAUUAUUCAUACAAGAAUACCUGUUAUGGUAUUUCUACAGCCACAAGAAACCCUCCCAGAAAGUCCUAAAAAAGAAGAGCCCCGGAAGCCAAGUACUAAGAAAUCUAGGAAGAGCAAAUCCGAAGCAAGUAAAGCUACCCCAAGCCUGUCCACUGAUCCAAUCCAGGACAAGGAAGACAAACUCUGUGAUGAGCCAGUAGAAAUUGGGGAGCAAAAUACAUCUACACCUAUAAAACCAGUGAAUGAGGAGUGCAGCCAAAUUGUACAUUCACCUUCAGUAAAAAUUGUCUCUUCACUCUCUAAAUCACCACUGGGCAUAGAACAGAUGGAGCCAUCUCCCCCCAGGACUAGUUCAUAUGAAAACUCUGAUGAAAGAGACAUGCACACUGAGGUUGCAACUGAAAGUGUACCAUGUGCUUCUUCAACUCAAAACAGAACAUUACUGUCCACAAUUGAUCUCCACACCUCAGACACCUCAAGCUUAUUUCAUUUCUCACCUUCCAAGUUUAAAGGCAAGAUCCCAGACGUUGUUAAGGCUUAUCUGGAUAACUUUUCACUUGGUGGCUUUGAUGAGUCUAUGGACAUACAUGUUCAUCAAUUGGCUCAGGCGAUGUCACCAGGUAAGUCAGGAAAUACAUCUUCAAGAUUCAAUCUCCUGGCUUACCUGGAAUCCUCUAAUUUGACCUUGAAAGAUGGCACCAACAUGGGUGUGACCAAAUCUGUCAAUGAGACCGAAACCAGGUUAUCAUUUUCUGGAGCCUUAUCAGAACCAGAAAACAGUAUGCCAACCAAAGAAAGUGGCAGAAUCAAUGAUACUCCUUUAGAUUCAACCACAAAUGUUCAGACUGUUCCUGUUGCACUACAAGAGUCAAACAAGGUGAAAGAAGCAUCAUCAUCAAAGUUAACUGCUGAGGUUACACCAGAAGUGGAAGAUACAGAUGAAUGGUCUGAAGAUUGGGAUAGAUCCAUUUUAACCAUUGUAGCAGAAGAAGGCAUCACUGCCCUGUCAUUAAAAAAGAUUCAACAUUUUAUACCUGAGAAAUCCACCACUGAGAUUCAGGAGCGAGCUAAGUUUCUGCUACAGAUGUUGCAGACGGUUGGUGAUAGUGAAAGUGAUACGGGUGUUUCAUGUGAUGACAGCUCUAAUAUGUGAACAUUAAACAUAGUUUCCUAAUAGUGAAGAAGUAGAAUUUAGUAAGGCACGAAGACAACAAAUGUUAACACUUGGAGAAAGACAGUGGCAUGAACAACUAUACAAAGAGAGGACACUUAAAUACACAUUCACUUUACUUGGAGGCUUAUAAUUAGUUUCCUCUUUUUUCUCCGUUGAUAGACAAAUUUAAAUAAUAGAAAUGCAACCUAUAUUUGUGGAUCAGAUUUGUAUAUCAUGUUUCAUCUAUGUAAAUCACAGCUACACAAUUUCACUUGAUUCUUGAUUUAUUUGUUGAUGUACAUUAUGUACAUAUUAACUUAAGUUGUUUUUUUUUUUUUUUUUUUUUUUUUUUUUUUUUUUUAAAACUCAUAUGUGCAAUAAGCUCCCCACACUGAAACUUUGAAAGCUUUCAUGUCAUUUCAUAGAAUUUAGCACAAAUUUUGUUAUGACAUACACACAAUUAAUUGCAAUAGUACUUUUUGUCCAUGCUCAUAAAAUACUUAGAAAGUUAUUAAAAUUAUUGACAGAAUUACAGUAUAACCUUGAUAUAUAAAACUAAUAUAUUAAAGGCUACAUAAUUUAGAAAAUCCAGACUGAACAUGAGUUUAACCUAUUUAUAAAUAUGGGUUUUAUUGAGACUAUAGAGUCUGCUCUGUUCAGAUCCAUAUUAUAUAACUGUACAUAUUCAUUUAAAUAUUAUUUUUAGUACUUAUAAGAAAUUUAAGGAGUGUAGUAUAUAUGUAUAAAAUUUAAAUCGAGGUGUACGAAAAAACUUAUGUUUGAACAAAUAAAUUUUUACCAAGCUCAUCUUCAUUUCCUACCAUUUAGUUGAAGAUUUCUGUUAGGAAUUUAUUUAUUUUUAUUCCAGAAGUAACAUUUGUAACUGAUGAAACAAAAACAUAUAAUGUCAGAUUUUAUUAUUUUUUUGAUUAUUAAUGUGAGUUAAAGGCCUUGUAUCUUUUAUGCAGUUGUGUAUUUGCUAAUAAUCCAUUAACUGUUUGUUGAUAUCAGAAUCUAUUUGUUGAUAUCAGAUUCUAUUAGAAGUGGUAUUAACACGAGUGGGAAAGGUGUUUGUGAAAAUUUAAAUAGUGAGAAUUUAGAGAUUCUUUUGUAUGGUGUGAUAUGAAGGGAGAUAAUACCGGUAUACUAUAUAAAGUAUCACAUAGCUACAGUCAGUGAAUUCUUAUGAAAGCAAUACAGUUUGUGAUCUCCACUCAUUGUUCUUCUCUUCUUACAACCAUAAAACUAUUCUUCUACCAGUGUAUAUUCAAUAUGGUCUCUGAGUUAUGUUUUUAAUGUUUUCUCCUAAAAUGAGUCUUAAUGCUUGCUAGGCAUGAUGACUGGAUAGUUAUAAAUCUGUGGUAGCAGAAAGAGCUGUGAGAUGUGAUAAGUGACAUGUUGUGACAGAUUGCUGGUAGAAUUUUGAGUUUUCUUUUUGUUUUAUUAUUAUGAUUAUGGAUCUAAUUUAAAAAGAAGUGUUAAAAUAUAGAAAUAGUUUGUAGUACAAUUUUUAUAAAUGAUAUUUGGAUUAUUGGAUACAUUUUUGAAAUUUAGUUUGUAAAGGAUAUAAUAUCUGUUCAUAAAUCAUAAGGAUUGCUUGUUAAAGUAUAUUAAUUGAAAUGAUUAAAUGUUAGUUGAUAGCCUGUUACAUGUAAUAGUAAGACUGAAUGUAUAUAAUAUAAAUAUUUAACUAAAUGACCAUAUGCUAGAUCCAGUUGACAGCUUGUCUUGUCACAUGUAAGAGUUGGGUGUAAAUCACUAAAUGAUUAUAAAUGCUGGUUAAGACCUUGCCAUAUUAACUGACUUGUACUUGUAAGUUUCUAAAUUAGCCACUAAGUAUGUGCAGAUGGCUGGCUGUCACAGACACUUUUAUCUCAACAACUUGUGUGAAGACUAGAGUAGUAAGGGACAAGACAAGGUUAUAGGAACCUAGGUAAGAACUGACACAAUGUAUUGCCUUUAUUAAAAGUUGUUUUUGUUGAACAUGGAA
Messenger RNA from Biomphalaria glabrata, 9093 nucleotides. RefSeq lists its product as uncharacterized. Gene Ontology annotation, cellular component: nucleus. The transcript has 28 exons. NCBI's taxonomy places the organism in Eukaryota, Metazoa, Mollusca, Gastropoda, Planorbidae. Gene Ontology annotation, molecular function: transcription coregulator activity. The record is from RefSeq and is a predicted model, not a curated record. Bases 168 to 7103 code for a protein of 2311 amino acids. Gene Ontology annotation, biological process: regulation of DNA-templated transcription.